Molecule: messenger RNA, 804 nt
Organism: Colletotrichum lupini
Lineage: Eukaryota; Fungi; Ascomycota; Sordariomycetes; Glomerellales; Glomerellaceae
Exons: 7
Coding region: 1-804 (267 amino acids)
Source: RefSeq, a predicted model, not a curated record
AUGAGGAAAAAUGAGGUUAGGCAGCUAAAGCCUGGGAGGGUGUUGGACAUGCAGCAAAGACGAUCUCGAUUGGCCUCUCCCUAUGCGUGGCACCGCACAAUCGGCCGCAACUUCGUUGGCUCGGGCUCCAGCUCUGGAUAUGAGCAGAGCGCCUUGAGAGGGGUUGAAAUUGCAGUGCAAUUGGUUGCCUUCUUUCUCGCCGCGACGAAAUUCGUUCGCAUUCGGUCGCCUUUCCAGGUCUCAGGCGGACCAGGCGGACAGACCAACGUCGCCGCAUCCUCGAGACACCCUCUCUUAUGUUCUGAACUCCUACCUAAUCAAGACUGGAUUGGCCUCCGAUUUCCGUGUAAAGUCUCAAUGAGGUGCUCACAAGCUGACCCAGUUGUCUUUGAAAACACGUCGAUGAUACUUCAAAACGAGACCGCCUCCAUGGAACUGAUGGCCUACCCCCUGCCUUCCACAACUUGCAACUGCCUUCCUGGCAGUGAGAAAUACAGUGAAGUCUCGAGUCUGUCUCGGUCAGGCGAGGGAUCGAACAAUCUGGAGAGGAGUUCGACUAUACACCAGAUCAAAGCCUCGGGGUGUGUUAAAAUUGCAGUGAAUAUUCUUAUUCUUGGGCAGUCCGGAGUCGCUUUUGGUGGGCUGCAUAAGACCUGCUUCCCACCAAGCCCAGAUACCAAAGGCAAGGUACAUGCCAUCACGACGUAUUCAUUCGAAGUCUCCUUCACGCUCUGUAAGGGUUCAGAACUCCUCUUCACCAAAGCCGUGUCUCCCAUCGGCGAUUACCAGUUCGAAGAAGGAUAA